CUGAUCUCACGUAAGUUUCAGUCUCUUGACAAGUUGAGCUCCAAGCGGACACUCGUGUGUGUGUCUGCGGGACAGAGGCGGGACAAUCCUCGGCAGUGUUCUGAGACUGUACCCCCCCCCCCUCCUCGAAGCCCCCCUCGACCACCGGCUUCAGGAGCUCCGGAGCACCGGCGAGCAGCGGCAGCAGCAGCCCGGUCCUGUAGCCUCUUCAGCCGGCCUGACUCUGUGGACUUACCCGCUGUCUCUGAGUUUCAUUACUGGGACUCUGAAGUUGGACUAAACCAUCGCGGGGAUUAAACCAUUGAUUUGUGCAGAGAAGGAAACAUGACUGGAGACAGAGAGAAGAAGAGGGGCAGCUCGGAGCGUCGGAAGGAGAAGUCUCGGGACGCAGCUCGAUGCCGACGCAGCAAAGAGACGGAGGUUUUCUACGAGCUGGCUCACGAGCUGCCGCUCCCCCACAACGUCAGCUCCCACCUGGACAAGGCCUCCAUCAUGAGGCUGGCCAUCAGCUUCCUGCGCACACGCAAGCUGCUCGCCACAGGCAGCAGCAGCAGCAGCAGCAGCAAGGACGGCGACGAGGACGGACAGAUGGACAGUCAGUACCUGAAGUCUCUGGAGGGCUUUGUCACCGUGGUAACAUCAGACGGCGACAUGAUAUUUCUGUCCGAGAACAUCAACAAGUUCAUGGGGCUCGCACAGGUGGAGCUCACUGGGCAGAGCAUCUUUGACUUCACACACCCAUGUGACCACGAGGAGAUCAAAGAAAACCUCAGUCUGAAGACAGCUGGCAGUGGCUUCGGUAAAAAAGGCCGAGAGCUGAGCACCGAGCGAGACUUCUUCAUGAGGAUGAAAUGCACGGUGACCAACAGGGGGCGCACUGUCAACCUGAAGUCGGCCAGCUGGAAGGUGCUGCACUGCACCGGCCACCUGAGGAUGUACAGCAGCUGCCCCCCCCGGACGCUGUGCGGCUUCAAGGAGCCUCCGCUCACCUGCGCCGUCCUGAUGUGCGAACCCAUCCAGCACCCGUCCAACAUCGACACACCGCUGGACAGCAGGACCUUCCUGAGCCGGCACAGCAUGGACAUGAAGUUCACCUACUGUGACGAGAGGGUAACACAGCUGAUGGGUUACACACCUGAGGAUCUGCUGGGUCGCUCGGUCUAUGACUUUUACCACGCCCUGGACUCAGAUAGUGUCACCAAGAGCCACCACAACUUGUGUACCAAGGGGCAGGCGGUGAGCGCCCAGUACCGAAUGCUGGCGAAGAGCGGAGGCUACAUCUGGGUAGAAACUCAGGGAACUGUCAUCUACAACAGUCGUAACUCGCAGCCUCAGUGCAUCGUCUGCAUCAACUACGUCCUCAGUGACAUCGAGGAUAAGUCCGUGGUUUUCUCCCUGGAGCAGACGGAGUCGCUGUUCAAGCCGCAUCACAUGAGCAGCUUCUUCACAGCAGGAGGCGCAGGUGUGACCGGAGAGCCUGGAGAAAACCUCUUCUCCAAACUCAAAGAGGAGCCGGAGGACCUGGCUCAGCUGGCUCCGACACCCGGGGACACCAUCGUCUCCCUGGACUUCGGUCGUCCUCAGUUCGAGGUGUCCACUGCAGCCAUGCUCCCUCCAGGACCCCCAUCCUGGGGCAGCGAGAGCCACAACCCCCCCGCUCCGGCAUCAGGCCAGACCUCAGUUCCGGUUCCUGGAGACCUGGCGAACAUGGCUGCAACUUUCACCGUUCAGCAGAACCCGGCGCCGGGCAGCGCCACCCCGAGCCUCAGCAGCUGCUCCACGCCGAGCAGCCCAGGUGAUUACUACAGCUCGGUGGAGAGCGACCUGAAGGUGGAGCUGACGGAGAAGCUGUUCGCUCUGGAGACCGAGAGCAGCAACAAGCCUGCAAACACAGAGAGGGACUUGACUGACAUGGACCUGGAGACUCUGGCUCCUUACAUCCCGAUGGACGGAGAGGACUUCCUGCUGCACCCCAUCCUCCCAGAGGCCGAGUCCCGGGAGGGGAGUCCAGCCCGGUGCAUGGGCAGCAGCAAUCCACAGACACGGAAGUCGUCCCACCAGAGCUUCAGCAACAUAACCAGUCUCUUCCAGCCCCUGUCCUCACCCCCGCACCCCCAGGGCCACUAUCAGGCCCGGCCAGCUGCAUCCUGGGCUCCGGGGGAGAAGAGGGGCUCCGGCCAGGGGACGUUGAACCCCCACGCGGUGCCAUACAUGAUGGGCCACAUGCAGAAUCCCCCGUACCAGGCCCCUGCAAGCACCCCUCUGUCCUCCAUGGGGGGCAGGCAGAACCUGCAGUGGCCCCCGGACCCUCUGUUAACCUACCAACAACAGCCCCAGGCCGCUAAGGCCUACCUGCUGGACAGUGUGUCCGGAGAGACGCUCCCGUCCUGCCAACAGGACAUGAGCCAUCACAUGCAGAAACAGAGGUCCAUUGAAAACUUUGGACAAGCCUACAGAGACAUGAGUCCAGCUAGAGUGGCCAUGAACAACAGCAUCAAGCGCUCCUUCACCCAGAUGACCGUGGGCGACCACAAGGCGUCAGAACUCAUGUGGAAGAAGAUGAGGGGUGAGAGCUGUGUCUCCAUGGAUCGCUCCCUCAGCGCAGGAUCCCUGGCAGAGCCGAGGAUGUUGCCCGGCAGCAUGUCGUCAUGUCUCAGCUCCCUGCAGCAGCACAGAAAGUCCCAGUUCCCAGGAAACGGGAUGGGAGGCACAAACCAGAACGUCUUCACACGCAAGAGCUGCAACUGCAGCGAUUAUAACCUGCUGCCUUCAAGCAAGGGCGAGGGUAUAGCUAGUCGUCUGCUCGGCCCCUCGUUCGAGCCCUCCUUCCUGCCCCAGCUGACCCGUUACGACUGCGAGGUCAACGUGCCGCUGCAGGGGAACCUGCACCUCCUCCAGGGCUGUGACCUGCUGAGAGCCCUGGACCAGGCCACCUAGAGCCCCAGACCCUAACCCCACCGUAGACCCAGACUUAACCCCAGCCCUGGACCUCAGCCUGCAGCCUGAGACUUACAUUUUACACCUCCGGGCCCCUGAAACCCCCGAGGCUAAGCUACCUAUAGGGAAUGUGCUCAUAACCACGUCCUGCCUUAUUUAGCUCCUUUCACCGACUCUCUGUCCACUCUGUAGAUCUGUAAACAGAAUCCACACGUGUCAGACCAUGUGGGUGAAAAAAGGUCAAUGUGGGUCAAUUUUCUUAAAACGAUGCCUGACCUGCGACGUGUGUUCAAACGUCUCCACGCCGUGAUUUCUCAAAGGUCAUAGGUCGACUCUGCACACAUGCGCAGGAUAAACUCGGGUCUUUUGGUGUAAACAGGGUAUUAGAGGUGUGAGAUUCUCACACACACACACAAUCUGCCUUAAAGGCCGACUGUCUGCAGCCACAGACACACAUGCACACAUGCCACAACCAGCCAUGUAGGCACGGGAUUCAAACCUACGACCUGUGUUUUAUCCGUCUCAUCCGCAGAGCGACACCCUGACAUGAACUCUAUGCACACUCUCAGUUUAUCUGACCAGCGUUAAGACCCAGGCCACUUGUUCGGCUCGGACUCGAGGCUCCAGCUGGAACAAGUGGAAUUGUAGCCAUUUUAAAAUCAAUAAGAACUGAGGAUUCUUUACUAAAUAUUGAUUCUGCUCGUUGAUUCCAAAAGACGACCUCUUCAUAAAUUCUUGACUCACAAUUACUUAAAAUUGUUGUUGAACUUAAAUAGUUGUUGUCACAGAUUUAUCUUGGUAUUCAUCCUGAUAGAAAAAUCUACUCAGAGGAGGCGACAUAUAUCGAAUCCAACUUUAAAGAGUUGACACGUAGCUGAAAGCCGAUUUGUCUCCGAUCUGGAACGUUUGUCAUCGUGGGAACUGUUGGGUUUCUCUAUAUUUUUAGAAGGUCUCCUCAAAGUGCCUUAUGUAAGUUAUGAUUUGGUGUUUCACAAAAUUUUUUUGAAAGUUCCAAAAUAUGACGUCAAGUAGAAAAACGUGUGAAAGAGGCUUUAGCUUAAUUUUUAUGGUAAUUAGACGUCAGAAGAGAUAAAACUUUUAAAUGAUAUGAAACUUUUAUCAUCUUUGGGACAAUACGCAAGUAACAAACGUUUUCCAGAAUAAAAUGUGUUUUUUAAGUUUUUUUAACAGUCAGAUUUAAUUUCUCUCUUGAAAAGAAUCUGGAAUCAAGAAGCCGGAUUCCAGAUGACGCCUCUCUCUGCUCAGGCUUUUCUCACCUUCACAGACAAACAUUUACAAACGGAUUCGUCUGCCUCUCGUCACCGUGACGUCGAGUUUGUUGAUUCACGACAGAAACUGGUGCACACGAUGUAAUUCAUCUGUUAAACACAUGAUGCAUGACUUCAUGUGUUUUAGUUAUUACAGUUCGACUGUUAUUGAACUUUUAUUAAAUCUGCCCACGUUUUUUCAUCCAAAGCGAAACUUUACCAUAUCAAUACUGCUUUUUUUUAUUUUCUUACUCUACCUACCAGAUUAUUUUAUUUUUUGUGUCUAUCUCAAAGACACACUAAUAAACAUAUAUUGCAAUACAAGUACUCUACUGUAAGUUUAAUAUUGAUAAGUUGUUGUUUUUUCUUCUUACCUCUCAGUCGGGUAAGUAGCUCGUGUGACUACAGGGUUUUUGUCUUAUCGUGCAAUUAUUAUUAUUUCAAAAUGUGAUAAAGUUGAUAUAGUCAGCAGCAAAGCUAUCGCCUUAUUCAUUUAACUCAUAGCAUGUACAAAAGCAGCCUGGUAGACACGCACAGGAUUAUGUAUGUUGCAGGAUUACACACAAACACACACACACACACACACACACACACACACACACACAUACCCACAUGUGUCACGCUAAACAGGAAACAAUACGAAACAGCAGGUGUGUGCACAGGAAGUGGGAGCUCUCCUGUUUAAAUGUGUCGGGCUCUUGAACUAUUCUAUAGAUUUACACGUUAUUAUUUAUCUUCAUAUUCUACAGUUUCAGGCAGCGACAGUGAGUGUCAGAAAAAAUUAGGAUGGAACAACACAAAUGAAAGAUUUCAAGUUGUCCUAACAACAAAACAUAACAGUUGUAUGUUAGUGAAGCACCUUCACUUUUCACAUUUUACACUGAAAAACCAUAUUUCCUUUCAUUUCCUCUGCUCAUGUCUCUUUUCUUGAGAAUAUAACUCAGAGCGUUGUCCUUUUUCUUCACAGAAUUGAGCAGAAACAUAUGUUUACCAAGUGCGUUUGAUUAGUGGAUUUGUAGUAAAUAAUCUAAAAUGUGCACCUUAAAUCCAGCUGCAGGAUAUUUAUUGGGGGGCGUUCAAGCCACUCGAGCCAAUCAGAAGAGAAUUAGAGGAGUCAGGAGGACGACUGGACCAAUCAGAGACUAAAACAAUGGUUUACCGUUAACGCCUCUUGGGUUUUUAGAUGUAAAAGCACAGGAGAGGUCACCGCUGAGGUCACCGCUGAGUUCACCGCUGAGUUCACCGCUGAGUUCACCGCUGAGUUCACCGCUGAGUUCACCGCUGAGUUCACCGCUGCACUAACCGUGUCAGUAGACUCACAAACUUAUUAGACCGUUAAUUGGGUGUGAACAUGUCAGAAUCAACAGCCUGUGAAGUGGAACGUUUGUAUUUUUCUUAGACGAUGACAAGAAUCAUGACACAUGAUAUUUACCACGCGAUGUUUUCACAUGUCGAUGAGUAACGCCUGCAGCUGUUCUCUCUCUCUCUCUCUCUCUCUGUGUUUCUCGCCCUUCUUUUGUCGUUGUGUGGUGACCACUUCUAUGAACUAUAGAGCUUUGUGCACAUAUAUGUUACGUAUUUGAAGCUAAUGUUGAAGAGUGUUUUUGUGUCCUGGUACUUUGUCCCGGAGCUGAUCCCUCGUCGUGCUCUUUCCUCUCGUGCCGUCUCCGUGUCGUGUUUUUAUUUUUUAUUCUUCCCUUCAGAGUUUUAUCCCUAAAUUUGUAUCCGAUCUGUUUGCUGGCCAGUAACGUUUUUUGCUCUUGCUUUGAAAUGCUCAGAUUUUUUUAAGUUUCACUAUCCAGAUAUGUAGCAUUUUGAAUAUUGUUAUGACGAUAAAGUUGCCACAUGAUUAAUCACAUCGUUUUCCAGUUGCUUGUUAGACCACGUAUGUGUCAUGUGCUGAACUUUUCUUCCAUCCGGUGGAUCCGCUGUUCUCUGCUUUACAUCGCUGAAAUGUUCUAUAUGGUUUAUUUUAAUCUUUAUAAUGUGCCUUAAAAUGAGGAGUUCACCCUUCAGCAGCACAGCUUGUUUCCUGCAACCUUUAGACGACAUCCUUCAUAUAUGAGGGGAGUAUUAUUGAAGAUUAUCCAAACUUAAUAUUGCAUCUUAUCUUAAAAUAUGUUAAAGUGCUAUUUUAUGGAUAAAUUGCAUUAAAUUUCCCUUCUUUUUCCCAAGAUUUAAUUUGAAUUUGCACAUUAAACUCCAGUCUACACUUUAACUGAACUUCCUGAAGUUUGUUUCACAGUUUUUUAACACAAUUAUCAUGAUAAUCGUCCCAAUUAUGAUCCACAAUUAGAGAUUCAGAGCUGCAGUUGGUUAAUCUUCAUAAUAAACCCUCAGGCUUUCUACUCAACAUCCUCCGUAGCCUCUUCACAGUGACAGUAGAACCCUCGUAGAUCUGAGUAGAACCCAUUAGAACCCAUCAUAGAUCCCCUGGUGAUGAAGAGUCAUUUUACUAAAAGGUUUCAAAGGAAAUGGAUUCAUUCAGCUCGUCACACGGCCGAACAGUCAGUGUGUUGAUGAAGCUGCUCGAGGGUUUUUAGGUUUAAUGGAAUAAAGGGAGAUUAUUUGUCAGAGGAGGCUGUAGAGCUAGAUCCAAGCACAUUUUAAGAAUCAGAAAAAACUAAUUUACCUGACUUGAACUCCACAUGAUGCAGAUCAAUAUCCAAGAGAUUUUAAAAUAUAUAUUUUAGGCAUAAUGAUGUGUUUGCACAAUACAUUAACAGUAUAUACAUGGGACUUUUGUUUUAUGCUAUAUGUUUUAUUGCCCAGUUUUAGUUUCAACCAAAGUCUCAGUGUAAGAAAUAAGUGAAAAACAAACUUAUGUUGCAUUUUUGUUGUGUCUAUAAUGAAGUCAGUGACACAAACUCAAAUUAUAUCCAGGUUGUAAGGAUUAAAGAAAUAUAUAUUUAGUAGGAUUAGAGAUGGUGUUAUGGUGAGAGGGAUGAGAGCAGAGAAACAGUUUGAAGAGUUUGAUUUUGAUGGAAAACUGAAAAGAGCUGAAGAGAUGAAUCCUGCUCAGUCUGCAAACUGACGCACAUCCCUUCACUCCUCUGUUUCUCCUCUCACUCCAUCUCACUAAACUAAACUAAAUUUAUUUGUUUUCUCUCAUGUGCAAUUACUUUAGACAAGGAGCCAUUUUUAAUAUAUAAGUUGUUCAUAUUUAAAAAAAUAAAAAGCCUGUAAAUGAAGCUUGGUUUUUAAAGACUUUAAAAUGAUCCCAAUUGGUCAAAUCAUCUUUUAUUUUAACUGUAUCUUUGCAUUGCAAUAUAUCGGAAAAAAAUUGUUCAAGUGCUAAAUGCAGUUUCUGGAGACGAAAGAGGUUUUAGGAAAAUGUUAAAAGUCUUGAAACACGCGUAGAAGAAGUACGUAGAACUGCAACACGGAUGUUUUUAGCUAAUUGUGUUCAUGUAUGUGUAAAGAGAUGGAGAGAGGAAAGUCGAAUUUCAAAAUAAAACUGUAGGCAGAGGAGAAGCCCCGCCCAUAUUUAGAGUUUUAAAAUCAAGAGCAGUUCUCAACUGUUCACAAAAUAAAAAAAUAACGACAGUUGAGAAAAUCUAUGACAAUGUUACAACAAGUGAAACCGAUGCCGUGGGCGGGGCUGAAGUUCUCUACUUAAACUCUAGAGGGCGUGUCACCAGUCCUAGUGCUCAUCAUGCUGUGCUGCUCGAAGGGUGUUCCUCCAAAAACAAGAGUGACAAUAAAAGGUUACAGGAUUUACUUUGGUUGUUCAUUGCUCGUCUACAAAUAUCAGCGUCUUGUCUUGUUUGGUUUUUCCUGAUGGGAUCCAAGUUCUGCUACAUCUGUUGUGAAACAGUUCUAUUAGCUGAUUCUACAUUUUUUUAAUAUGCAUAAAUAUCAUAUUGAUCUUAUUAUUAUCAUAUAUUGUUAUCAUUGUUAUUACUAUAUGGGGAAUUUAACCUGAUAAGAAGUUUGUGUUUCUGCACUGAUCUUAUUAUUAAAGCAUAACUGAUCUUACCCUCCCUCA
Messenger RNA from Limanda limanda (common dab), 8193 nucleotides. It is a transcript of the gene epas1b, whose product is annotated as endothelial PAS domain protein 1b. The coding region runs from base 325 to 2937 and encodes 870 amino acids. Gene Ontology annotation, biological process: cellular response to hypoxia; regulation of transcription by RNA polymerase II. The record is from RefSeq and is a predicted model, not a curated record. Gene Ontology annotation, cellular component: cytoplasm; transcription regulator complex; nucleus. Lineage: Eukaryota; Metazoa; Chordata; Actinopteri; Pleuronectiformes; Pleuronectidae. Gene Ontology annotation, molecular function: protein dimerization activity; RNA polymerase II transcription regulatory region sequence-specific DNA binding; DNA-binding transcription factor activity, RNA polymerase II-specific. The transcript is spliced from 16 exons.